GUGUAGACAUUAAUUAGGUUGUUUAGGCCUGCUUGUGUUUCAUCACCUUCUGUGAUUUUCUUUUCAUAAAAUUAAACAUAAGUGAAUUCAUCUUGUCAUAUGUACAAUCUUACCUAUACUUAGAGCUUUAGGCCUGCUUUGUAUAUAUUUGUAUAUGACAAAGGCCUAUAGGUUGCUAAUUCAAUUUUAUUCUAAAUGUUGGGAAUUCAUUGAGAGAUUUCAAUUAAACUGGAUUAACUUAUUGCUUAGAUUUUAACAUUUUAGCAGAACCUCGGCUUUUCCCUGUGGACAAACAUCAGUAAUUUUAAAAACAUGCAGUUUCUAUUCUACAAAUAUUUGUUGAUCAAAACCACAGCUGGAAUAUAUUCUACAAUUUCUUGAUCUCCACCAGUAUUCUGUCAGUACCCAAUCUAUUGUAUAAAUAUUAUGGCUUUAACUGAAAACUACUCAUUUUAUUCACUUUAAAGUUGUAUCAAUGUCAGUGUUAAGCAGACAGCUGUCACUCUUCUGUGUGUUAAGACCAUGUAAUCAACCUCUGAACAAGAAUCAACUCAGAAAUUAGAGCAGUCACUUAUAAAUUUACCAACAAUUCAAGUCCCUGUUAGAAAUUUACAUCAUUUAUGGAACUUUAACUCUUCGCAAUUCAUGUCCCAGUUAUAAAUUGACCAACAUUUAUGGAACUUUAACUCUCUGCAAUUCAUGUCCCAGUUAUAAAUUGACCAACAUUUAUGGAACUUUAACUCUCUACUAUUCAAGUCCAAGUUUUUCACUUACCAACCUUUAAGGAACUUUAACCCUCUGCAACUGAAGUCCAAAUUUCACCAUGCCUCCGAAGGAAAUUCCUCAGAUGGGCCCGGGCUCAAAGAUAUCGGCCCUGAUAGACGCGUUGAAAAAAAAUCUUAUAAUCACAGAGACAAAAAAAACCAGAGAGCUUCUAAUUGACUUUUCUUCCAUUGGAUUUACCCUUCUCCCCAUUGAGAUCUGUAAAAAUGAAGAGAUCAUAGAACUUGCCACCACAUUUUUACUCCCCUUUAAUCGACUGAAGAAACUCCCCAGCAACAUUGAUGCCUUACAAAACCUGCGCUACAUUGACAUGAGGAGUAACAUCAUGGGUUCUAUUCCGCCCAACUUUUUUGACAAUGUCUUAUUAGAAUAUAUAGACUGCUCGUUCAACCUGAUCAAAGCCAUCCCCCCAACCAUCAAAAAGUGUGUGUAUCUCCACACACUCAUCUGCCAACAAAACAGGUUGAAAACUCUACCGUCCACUAUCAAUAGCUGCGUCAGCCUCAAGUUUGUUAAUGCUAAAUUCAAUGAGAUCAAAAAGUUACCUAAAACCAUUUAUGAAGUCAGUGCAGAGAUGGACUUUUCUUUCAACGAGAUGACUGAGCUGCCGUCUGCCUCCGUGAAAAAUCCAGCCCUGCGACGUUUGGAUGUCUCCUACAACAAAAUCACCACCAUCCCCGCCAACAUCAGCACAAUCUACACACUAGUCUUUCUCAAUGUUUCACACAAUUGCUUGCAGAAAGUUCCCCAAGAACUGGCAGCACUCAAGUAUCUACAUGAACUAAACAUAAGCCAUAACCAACUGACUGCCCUACCAGAGACCUUUGGAUGCCAGUCCUAUUCCCUGACUAUACUGGAUGCCUCAAACAACAAGAUGACUUCUCUCCCAAUGGACAUAGGCUGGAUGAAGGUCAUGGAAGAGCUCAAUGUGUCCAAUAAUGAGAUAGAAGAGCUUCCAGAGGAGAUUCACAAACUUCAGUACCUAAAGAAACUAGAUAUCUCCAGCAACAAAAUCAGCAACAUGGAUGUCCUGACCAAGCUGAUCUCUCUGGAGGAACUCAACUUUGCCAACAACAGCAUCACCAGCCUCCCAAACAAGUUAAAUGCCUUGAAAAAUCUCAUCCGACUGGAUUUUUCUGAUAACAAUGUCAGCAGUCUUCCACCAACCCUGGGCAGAAUUGUUUCACUAAAAGACAUCCUGGCGGCAAACAACAGCAUCAGUGUCAUAGACCCAUCCAUCGGCUCAAAGCAACUGCUGCGCUGUAUAGAUCUUACCAAUAACAAACUGACUGAGCUGCCGCAGGAAAUGCAGCCCUUUAGAACUCUUGAGAUCCUCCGUUUGAAUGGUAACAGAAUUGCUACUUUGCCUCCCUCAUUUGAAGCCUUAGAGUUCCUGUGUGAGUUAGACCUGAGCAACAAUUUAGUGAACGAGGUCUUCAUUCCCAAAACAUUGGAGGUUCUAAAUAUCGGCAACAACCCGAUCCCCCCGCCCAGCGUUGACCCCAAGUCUCCACUGCUGCUGUUGUCUGAUGAGGAGCACGCUCGCCGUCUGACUGUUAUAGACAUUUCUAAUCUCAAACUUGAUGCCUUUCCCCCUGGCGUCUGCAUGUGCAGGAUGUUAGUCUCACUGAAAAUUUUUAACAACAAGAUCAAAGUGAUCCCAGACAACAUCAAAAUUUGUAGAAACCUGGAACAUUUUGAUGCCCACAACAAUGAGAUUUCAGAAAUACCAGUCAACAUUGAUUACCUACACCGCCUGAAGUACCUUGACCUUUCACAGAACGCUAUUGUUAUUCUCCCCUUUAACUUAGCCAAGUUGCGGAGAAUCAAGCACCUUGAUAUGUCCUUCAACUGCCUUGAAAGCCUCCCAGAGGACUUCAACAAUUUAGACCACCUGGUACAUCUUGACCUCAGCAACAACGAACUGGUCAGCUUUCCGUCUCAAAAGAUUGAUGUCUUGGCGUCGCUCCUGACUUUAGAUCUGUCCAAAAAUCACCUGUCAGUGUUUCCGGAAGAGUUCAUUUAUCUUUUCAGAUUGCAGAAGUUGAACCUCUCAGGCAAUGACCUGACAGAGAUCCCCCAGGAAAUCAACAAGAUGCAGUCUCUAGAGAAACUUGACCUCCAUGACAACCUACUGGAGUCUAUCCCAGAGACCAUCUCCAAGCUCAAGUACAUCACAGAACUGGACAUUAGUGACAACAAAAUCAUGAACAUCCCCAGCAGUUUGAUCAGCAUGACGGAGAGAUGCAAAGUGAGCUAUGAUGAUCAGUCUCCGGAUAAAACGAGGGAGGCGCCAGGUGAAAUUACCGAUACUGUGGAGAGCCUCACAACUCUUGGAGGAGUGUGAGGCAGGGAGUCACCAUGGUGUCACCACAAGAAGUCCACUGUCUCACCACACUAAAUGACAGCGUCACCAGUUAAUCCAGAUUAAAACUUUGUAAUCUGUCUCAUAAUACUAAAGCUUAGUGUCAUCAAUGUGUCACUAUAUUUUAGCCUAGAAUUUCCUCACUGACUCAUUAUACCACAGCAUGUUACCAAUGUAUUAAACUCAGAAUAUCAGUGUUGACUCAUAACAAUUAGAGUACACUCUCCAAAAGGUAUUAAAUGUCACCAUUGUCUCACAACUGUCAUAAGUAAUUUGUCACCAUUCAAGUUAGAAUCAAAACAGAUGUGUCACAAUGAAAUAUCACUUCUGUGUCACCUGUUGUUAAGUCACCAUUGUCUCACCACUGUCAGCUCUGCAUUUUAACCCUGACUCACCACUAUUUAACGUGCCACCCCUGUCACUAGAAUUUAUCCUUAGCAUUGCACCACUUUUUCUGCCACCAUAAUUAAAUUAGUAUGUCCCAACUUUGUCACACAAAAAUUAAACCUUAGCUGAUCACCAUGUCUCAAUAAUUAAAUAAUAGCUUGUCACCAAUUUGUCACAAAAAUUAAAAGUUUAAAAAUAAAUUGCAGUAUGUCAAUCCAAUAAGGACUUGAGUAUUAAAUUAAAUUUUUAACUAAGGGUAAUGACCCACUGUAUUACAAACAACUACACAUGAGGAUUUUAUAAACUUGAUCUUAAUACUGUCCUGUAUUAAAAACUUGAUUUGAAUACAUUUUGUUAUAAAUGUUUUAAGUAAACCAAAGUAAUCCUAGCAAAAAUUUCCCUAUAUCAGUCUGUGAUCUUUUACUUAAAAACUCUAUCACUGUGAUAAUAGCUUACAGUAAAUUAUAUAUAUAUAUAUUUACUUCUAUUUAUUGUACCAAACA
This is a messenger RNA of Physella acuta, 4038 nucleotides long. Its product is annotated as leucine-rich repeat protein soc-2-like. Gene Ontology annotation, molecular function: protein binding. Gene Ontology annotation, cellular component: cytoplasm. The record is from RefSeq and is a predicted model, not a curated record. NCBI's taxonomy places the organism in Eukaryota, Metazoa, Mollusca, Gastropoda, Physidae.